Molecule: messenger RNA, 2748 nt
Organism: Neocloeon triangulifer
Lineage: Eukaryota; Metazoa; Arthropoda; Insecta; Ephemeroptera; Baetidae
Gene: Taf5
Product: transcription initiation factor TFIID subunit 5
Exons: 9
Coding region: 164-2629 (821 amino acids)
Biological process (GO): transcription initiation at RNA polymerase II promoter
Cellular component (GO): transcription factor TFIID complex
Molecular function (GO): RNA polymerase II general transcription initiation factor activity; protein binding
Source: RefSeq, a predicted model, not a curated record
AAGGUAAAAAAAAAAGUAAAAUUUGCCGAGCUGAGCAUCAACGCACGCCGCGUGGGGUAUUUUUCAACAAUUUUGUGCAAAUUUUAUUAUCUUAACUUAAAAUCGCAAAAUCAAAUGUGGUUCCAUUCAAUAAGAGCGUGAUUUGGAAACGAAUUUCUCAAUUAUGGCGGAAAUCCCGUCGGAAAAUCCAGUGGCGCCGCCGACCACUGAGGCUCCCGCUGCCCCAGCAUCGCCACUGCCGCCUGCUCUUGCGCCGCUUGCCCCUGCCCCUGCUCAACCUGCUGCUGCCGUUGUCACGACCAAUGCACCGGCCCCUUCGUCACCAGCCACGACGACCGCAGUGGCUGUUCCGGCCACGAGUGCCGUUGUUCCCGUCGUUCCGAUGCCAGUAGCCGUCGUCCCGACGCCGCCUCCUGUUCCAGCGGCUCCAUCCAUCGUCACCACCGUGCAGACCCCGAUUGCCGUAAUGCAGCCUACUCCGAUCGUUCCGCAGACUGUCGUACCUCAGACAGUCGUGACCAACGUUGUCCAGCAGCGGACCAUAAUGUCCAACAUUGUCCAGCAACAACCUGCGAUCUCCAAUGUAGUCAAACAACAACCUGUGAUGGCCAAUGUUGUCCAACAACAACCUCAACAGCAGCUCGCCAAAGCUGAUACAAAAACUCCAGCAGACAAAAAUGCUCUGCUUGCAGUUCUUCAACUGCUCAGAAAAUACAAUUUAAAAGGAACUGAGGAGAUUUUGAAAAAGGAGGCCAAUUUUUCUGACCUAGCAUCUCUAGAGGCUGCUGCCAUUCAUUCCGAGUCGGAGGUCAGCAGCGUUUUGUCUGCCUACAAGAGUGAAGGAGACCCAGAAGCCUACGAAGGCGCUUACACUGAUCUCAAGAACUUUGUCGAAAGUGCUCUGGAUAUUUAUAAACAUGAGCUCGGCACUAUUUUGUAUCCAGUGUUUGUGCACAUGUACUUGGAGUUGGUCUGCAAUGGCCACGAGAGAAUCGCCAUCAAAUUUAUGCAGAGAUUUGCUCCGGACCAAGAGGACUACUACCAGGAUGAUUUGAAAAAAUUGGCACAAGUCACAAAGAGGGAUCACCUCAAGGAUAAUGAACUCACCGAAACUUUUAACUCGAACGAGUUUAUUAUAAGAAUGUCGAGAGACACUUUAUCGAUUUUGAAACGGCAUUUGAAGGAAAAGAAAAAGUCUGUUGUUCCAAACAUUGUCCAGGAGCAUCUUUAUUUUGAUAUGUACGAAGGAGUUGCCCGAAAUAAGCAGCAAAUUGAUGCCACUGCCGGAGCAAUGGUUGGGGAAGCCACUCGACAAGAUAACAAGGCUCGAGUUUAUUACGGCCUGUUGAAGGAACCAGACCUUCAAUUUGUACAGCAGGAGGAGGAAGAAGAACCAGACACAGGAGAAGGUGACAAGCCAAAGAAAAAGAAGCCGAAGAAGGACCCUAUUUUCAGCAAGAAAUCAAAGACUGACCCUAACGCGCCUGCCUUGGACAGAAUGCCCUUGCCUGAGUUGAAGGACUUUGACAAGCAGGAGAAAGUCCGCGCGCUCAGGGAAGCCUCAAAACGUGUCAACCUGGGCUUGGACACUCUUCCCUCAAUCUGCUGCUACACACUUCUCAACUCCUCUCACUCGGUAACAAGUGCUGAGAUAGCAGAGGACAGCAGCAUGUUGGCCGUCGGCUUCAGCAACUCAACGAUCAAAGUUUGGAGUAUCGUUCCGCAAAAACUUCGAGCAAUGAAAAGUGCCGAGAUGCUUUCGGACAUCGACAAAGAUGCUGAAGACGUUUUGGUUCGAAUGAUGGAUGAGCGGUCGGCCGAGACGUCCAAAAUGCUUUUCGGCCACCACGGGCCAAUCUACGGCUUGUCUUUCAGCCCUGACAGAAAUCUUUUACUUUCCUGCAGUGAAGACACAACAAUUCGGCUGUGGAGUUUGCAAGUGUGGACAUGUCUUGUUGUCUACAAGGGCCAUGGAUUUCCAGUGUGGAGUGUGAAAUUUUCACCUCACGGUUUCUACUUUGCCACAGCCUCUCACGACAAAACAGCCCGCCUCUGGUGCACGGAUAAUCCUCAGCCAUUGCGAAUGUUUGCUGGGCACUUUUCCGAUGUUGAUGUUGUGCAGUUCCAUCCCAACUCGAACUACAUUGCUACUGGUUCGAGUGACAGGUCGGUCCGUUUGUGGGACUGCGUCACUGGAAACCAUGUCAGACUGAUGACCGGCCACAAAGCUCCAAUCUACACCCUGUGUUUCUCAGUGGAAGGCCGAUUUUUGGCCUCGGCAGGCGCCGACAAGAAUGUUUUGCUCUGGGAUUUGGCGCACGGUCACCUCUUGGCUGAACUUUCCGGCCACACGGCACCCAUCCAUACAUUGGCCUUCUCAAGAUGCGGCAACAUUCUCACCUCAGGCUCUCUUGAUUGCACAGUCAAACUGUGGGACUUCCAGAAACUGGCAAAGGAAAUCGCGCUUGAGGAUGUCAAUGUGACGCACAAUCCUGACAUCAAGCGGGGCGACAAUCAAGGUGGCUACAUGCUUCGAAGCUACGGCACCAAAAGCACGCCUCUGCUCAAUCUGCACUACACCAGAAGAAACGUUCUGCUUGCAGUCGGUGUGUUCGAGUCAAACAGUUAAAGGUAGAAAGAGACGCCAGAGUAUAUGUUUGUGAAAGUCCUCUUGUUGAAAGAAAAAUUUCAGCAUGGUGCAUUUUUAAUGUGUAAAGUCAAAGUUAAAAGUAUGUGAAACAUCCAAUU